Molecule: messenger RNA, 393 nt
Organism: Fusarium oxysporum Fo47
Lineage: Eukaryota; Fungi; Ascomycota; Sordariomycetes; Hypocreales; Nectriaceae
Exons: 1
Source: RefSeq, a predicted model, not a curated record
GCGAUCGCUAACAAGGCCAUUCGGGAGCAGUUUGAAAAGCUCGUUCAAGAACCGCUGUCAAAAGUGGCGGUAGCAUCAUUAUCCCGACAGUCGGUUGUUCUCAUUGUUGAUGCAUUAGAUGAGUGCGAGAAGGAGCUUAAUGUCAGCAUCCUUCUCGAGCUUUUCUCCACCCUAGGCUUCGCGGGUUCUUUAUGCAUUCGAGUUCUUAUUACCAGUAGACCCGAACUUCUCGUACGCCUAGGCUUUCUUUCUAUUGGCCAUACCCUGGAUCAGCAAAACAGAAGUGGUGUACCAGUAGCCCGGCCGAACGUUCUCAGAGACGGGAGACAGUUCAAACUUAUCCCAACGGAACAAACACAAAAUAAAGAGAAAAUAGGCGACAAGGAAGCAUGA